AUGUUUAACCCACAAGAUCAUCCUGGUUCUCCUCCACCACCAUCACCCUCAAAUUCAUCCUCAUCUACUCCUCCUAGUGAAUCCCCAAAACCUAGGUUUCGAAGGCAGAAAAUGUUGGCUCAAAAAACAGUAGCAUCUGGGGCUCUAAGAAAGGUUUUAAAUGAAAGGUUGAAAGCUAGCCAAGUGAAAAAUAGCCCAGCUCCAAAUUCUGAUUCCAGUUCUGGGGGAAGUGGGUCUGGAGAGGCUGCUGAGGGGUUGGUUCAUCUGAGCAAAAGGAGAGAUGAAACUGUUUCAUCUACUAAAGAGAACCUAGCUGAUCUACUGAGAAAGAUUGGGACAAGUUAUGACCCAAAGAAAUGCAAAGCUACCACACCAAAAGCCCCAAAUGUUGCCAAUCCAUCCAAGAAAAGAAAAACUUCAUCCCCAAAACCUACUGCCUCUUCAAUGCCUAAGGGAAGAGCCACAAGAAGCAGGGUAAAACAAAGUGAAGCUGACUUACAAAAGGCUCUAGAAGAAAGCAAGAAAAGGAAAAUGGAGAAGGGAAAGGGAAAGGUUAACGAAUCCUCUGAGGGUGUAGAGGAAGAGGAGAUGGAACUGGUCCAUCAAGAAAGGGGUACAAUAGUGGAGGCUUCUACACCUAAACAUAAAAAAUCCAAGACCUCUUCCAAGAAGUCUUCUUCUGUACCUGUGUCUGCUGUACCCUCACUAGCCAAGAGGACAAGAUCUGUAGUAAAAACUAAACAAGCAAAAGUUUCAGAUGAUGAAGAGUGGAGUGGAAAAUAA
Messenger RNA from Nicotiana tabacum (common tobacco), 783 nucleotides. Lineage: Eukaryota; Viridiplantae; Streptophyta; Magnoliopsida; Solanales; Solanaceae. The record is from RefSeq and is a predicted model, not a curated record.